AUCCCCGUUCCUAAUGUAUCCUAUUCUUUUAUUAAGGGAUUUCAGUAAUCCUUAAAUAGUACCAAAUGCAAAUCUGGGAACUAUUAUUGACCAUUUUGCAGCUGCAAUAUUCUGUUAAUUACACACGACCCCUUCAUUUAAGUUAAACAUCCCAGUUUAUAAGACAUGCGAUGUGAAAGAAAUUUUACAAUUAAUAAAAAAUAUGAAACGGGUGUAAUUAAGAGUAUGGUUAUUACAACCUCUCACCACCCCCCUCGCUAAAUACACAGUUACAUUACAGCACAGUGAAAGGGGGCAACAUUAUACUGACGGUUUGGUUUACAGUGUAUGCCACAUUAUUCAGAACAGCAUAUUAAACUCCAGCAGCCUCCCGUAUUGUUUCGGUCUGGCGCUGUGUGGCAGCACUGUUCUGCCGGAAACGGAAUUUUAAUACCGAGAAUUGCAGUGUGGGAUAGUUUCCGGAGAAGACGAGAGCGCUCUGUAUCGCAGAUGGUGUGGAGCAAAAACUGAAAUGAAUUAAACAUUACAUUUCCUCUCAAUUAAUGGUUUAAUUUAAAAGUAAUAAGUCAUUCAACAGGAUACAUCUUGUUAUAGGGUAGAAGUAAAAAAUAAAAAAGAGGCGACUGAACAAGUAACCAGCUGGACAACUGUUCAACUAGCUAUAUUGGGUUCACACCCCCUUAUCUUAUUGUACUGUUACAUAUUUUGGGCGACCAACAAUCUUGUUUGGAAUACAGUUUUAUGUAAUUGAGUCAUUGCAGCGGUUCUGGUGAUUACAGUUUUAAUUGCAAAUAAAUAAAUAAAUAAAUAAACAAAAAUAAAUAAAUAACAGGGUGAGGAGAGUUCAGCUAUUGCCAGUUUUAGGCCGCGCUGUUAUCCUGUACAUUAAGUUGUAUUAUUAUAAAAACCUUGUACAUAAACAAUGGCUUCUUCGUCUGGGACCGAUGACGACCUUACCAUACCCAGGGCAGCUAUCAAUAAAAUGAUUAAAGAAACCCUCCCCAGUGUCCGGGUGGCAAACGAUGCCAGAGAACUGGUGGUGAACUGCUGCACUGAAUUCAUUCACCUCAUCUCAUCAGAAGCGAAUGAAAUAUGUAACAAGUCAGAAAAGAAAACCAUUUCUCCAGAACACGUCAUCCAUGCACUUGAGAGCCUGGGGUUUGCAUCUUACAUUACGGAAGUAAAAGACGUUUUGCAAGAGUGUAAAACAGUAGCACUUAAAAGAAGAAAAGCAAGUUCCCGACUGGAAAACCUUGGCAUUCCUGAAGAAGAGCUGCUCAGACAGCAACAGGAGCUAUUUGCAAAAGCGCGGCAGCAGCAGGCAGAGCUGGCACAGCAGGAAUGGUUACAGAUGCAGCAGGCGGCCCAGCAAGCACAGCUGGCAGCGGCCUCGGCCAGCGCAGCACACCAGGCGGGCUCCUCUCAGGAUGAAGAUGAGGAGGAUGACAUGUGAACCUCACCCGGCCACCAGCGUUGCCAGCCUCUACCGCAACUUCUCUCUGCAGAAAAUCAGAAAAAUACGUAGUCAGACGAAUGUUUACUUUCAUUUCGUAUGCAUCUUGGCGGACUGGGGCGUUAACAGUGCAGGGAGACCUCUGCCUCGGUGAAGACCAAACCGUUGUGUUGCUGUUUCCAGCUGCACCAUUCAACUUAGUG
This is a messenger RNA of Polyodon spathula (Mississippi paddlefish), 1656 nucleotides long. RefSeq names its product protein Dr1-like. Gene Ontology annotation, molecular function: protein heterodimerization activity; TBP-class protein binding; core promoter sequence-specific DNA binding. The coding region runs from base 923 to 1453 and encodes 176 amino acids. NCBI's taxonomy places the organism in Eukaryota, Metazoa, Chordata, Actinopteri, Acipenseriformes, Polyodontidae. Gene Ontology annotation, biological process: positive regulation of transcription by RNA polymerase II; chromatin remodeling; RNA polymerase II preinitiation complex assembly. Gene Ontology annotation, cellular component: negative cofactor 2 complex. The transcript has 3 exons. The record is from RefSeq and is a predicted model, not a curated record.